UUUUUUUUUUUUUAAGAAAAAACUAAGAAUAAAAAUAAAAAUCAAUGCCACCUAAACAAAAAAAGCCCAGCAAUCACGAAAACAAUGAAGAAGGAGAAGAAUCCUUUCAAGCUGUAAUCUUGACCGACCUUUUUGAACAUCAAUUCUUCCCUAUUUCUCAUGAAAUGCCUAGAUGUCUCAUGCCACUUUGUAAUGUUCCUUUAAUUGAAUAUACAAUGGAAUUACUAGCUACUAUAGAUGUAUUUGAAGUGCUUAUUGUUUGUUCUACUCAUAUCGAUGCCAUUAAGACCUAUUUUGAGCAAUCAUCAUGGAUGAAGCCUGACUCUCAACUUUCAGUAAAGAUUAUUCAAACGCCAGAAUGCAUGUCUGUGGGUGAUGCACUUCGUGAACUUGAUGCACGUCAAUUAAUCACUACAGAUUUCAUCUUAACAUCGGGUGAGCUCAUCUCUAACAUUAAAUUAGAUAAAGCACUUGAAGAACAUCGUGCUCGUAAAAAAACAGACAAAAAUUCAAUUAUGACCAUGAUUCUUAAAGAAGCUUCUCGCACACAUACAGCUAGAGCUAAAGAUGCAAAUAGCAUUUUUGUAUUGGAUCCUAAUACUAGCCAAUGUGUUUAUUAUGAACCUGUCGUUUCACUUCCCCGCAAACAUCACUUGGAGAUUUCACCAGAGAUUUUUGAAAAUCGCCUUCAAAUUGAAUUCCGUAACGAUCUUGUUGACCCUUAUUUAGAUAUUUGCUCAGUUGAAGUUCCCGCUCUUUUCACAGAAAAUUUUGAUUGGCAACAUCUUCGUAGUGAUUUUGUACAUGGCAUCUUGACUUCGGACAUUUUGGGUAAGACGAUUUAUACCAAUAUUGUAGUAGAGCCUUAUGUAGCACGUGUCCAGAAUGAGCAACUUUAUAAUACGAUCAGUCAUCAUAUCUUAAAUCGUUGGGUAUUUCCUAUUACGCCUGAGACUAAUUUAAAAGAGGGUGAUGAUUAUGAGUUCACGAGAGGAAAUAUUUAUAAAUCAACGAGUGUCGUUUUGUCAAGAUCAUGUAUAAUUGACGAGAAUGUACAAAUUGGAUUUGGUACGCGUAUUGGAGAGAACACACGUAUUGGAAAUUCGAUUAUUGGAAAAAACUGUAUUAUUGGAGAUAAUGUUGUAUUAAAGGGUGUUUUUAUAUGGGAUAACGUGACUAUUGGAGAUAACUGUAUUAUAGAAAAGAGUAUUAUUGCCAAUCAUGUUCAAAUUUUAGAAAAUUCAACUAUUGCUCAAGGUUCACUUGUAUCCAUUGGUGUGUCGCUUGGUCCUGAAGCACAAAUUCCUAAAUAUUCAAGACUCAGUCUUUUACCUCAGCCAAAGAUGAGUGCAUUUGAAAGCAGUGAUGAGGAAGAGGAUGAAGAAGAGCGACAACCUGUCAUUCAGGGCAAAAAUGGACCUGUCUAUUUCUGGACAAUUCAAACAGAUGAUGACGAUGUUGAUAUUCGUAAUCUGAAACUUGGUUCAUUAGCUUAUGAUAUGGCUGAUCUUGUUCUAGAGGAUGGGGAUAUUACAGAUAGUGCUAGUGAAGUAGGUGAAUCAGAUGAUGAAUCUGACAUUGGAUCGCUCAGUGGAGGAUCCUGGGCUCUCGAAAGUAGUAUAGCAAAAAAGACAGAAGAAUUCAAAAAAGAAAUUGCACAAACUAUUGAACGUUCUAUAAGUGAGGACCAUAGCGUAUAUACAGCAGCCUUAGAAGUUACAGGUUUACGUAUGUCUAGUAAUGGAUCUUAUACUGAUAUUCGAGAAGUUAUUAUUCCAAUCAUCAUGAAUCAUAUUGAUCCUAAAAAUUCUGUUCAAAGCUUAAAAUCUGUAUUAAAUAAAUGGGCACCUCUUAUUGGAAAAAUGACACAUUUACCUGAAGAUCAAGUGCAUGUUCUACAAGUAUUGCAAAAGCAUUGUGCAUCCCAAGAAUACUUGAGUAAACUAUUCUUAGGUGCCUUACAAAUGUUUUACAAUGCAGAUAUUGUGGAAGAAGACGCAAUUAGAACUUGGUAUGAAUCUGAUAAAUCAAAGGCUAAUCCUGCUGAAAUGAAGUUGAGAGAAAAGGCAAGCAAGUUUAUUGAAUGGUUAGAUGAAGCAGAAGAAGAAUCAGAUGAAGAUUCAGAUUAAAAGAGGAGGGAUAUGAUAUUUAAUGAAUAAAUAUAAUAUUUUCCUAAUGUGU
Molecule: messenger RNA, 2181 nt
Organism: Cokeromyces recurvatus
Lineage: Eukaryota; Fungi; Mucoromycota; Mucoromycetes; Mucorales; Mucoraceae
Exons: 5
Coding region: 45-2129 (694 amino acids)
Biological process (GO): biosynthetic process
Cellular component (GO): eukaryotic translation initiation factor 2B complex
Molecular function (GO): translation initiation factor activity; translation initiation factor binding; guanyl-nucleotide exchange factor activity
Source: RefSeq, a predicted model, not a curated record